Puccinia triticina is the source of this 1785-nucleotide messenger RNA. RefSeq lists its product as uncharacterized. Gene Ontology annotation, cellular component: cytoplasm; nucleus. Gene Ontology annotation, biological process: entrainment of circadian clock by photoperiod; circadian regulation of gene expression. The record is from RefSeq and is a predicted model, not a curated record. The transcript has 9 exons. Bases 1 to 1785 code for a protein of 594 amino acids. Lineage: Eukaryota; Fungi; Basidiomycota; Pucciniomycetes; Pucciniales; Pucciniaceae. Gene Ontology annotation, molecular function: FAD binding; DNA binding.
AUGGCCACUGACAAGAAACGACCUGCGCCCGAUGAGAGCCAGCAGCGUCCGGCUAAAAAAAACCAAACAACCAACGGUAGUACGGCGAGUCCUCAAGAUGGCGCGUCAGAGACACCCUAUCAAAACCUGCUACGGCUCUUAGACGACCACAAACCAAGAGAAAAAGAAGGUCAAGACGCUCAAGAACGCGGGGUGAUAGUCUGGUGGAUGCGCAUGCGUGAUCUGAGGUUAUCAGAUAAUCGGGCCCUAGCCGUUGCUUCUCAGCUGGCAAAGAAUCAGGCCAAGCAUCUCGUCGUUCUCCAUGUCCUCUCGCCUGGAGACUAUCGAUCCCACGAUCGCUCGCCAAGGAGAAUCGACUUCGUUCUCCGUAAUCUCAUCGACCUUCGCACCCGUCUCCACAAGCUCAACAUCCCUCUCUGCACAAUCACCAUCGAGCCUCGUCAACAGAUUCCAGAAAAGAUUAUCGAACUCAUAUCUACCUGGGGCACCUGCUACCUGACUGCCAAUAUCGAGCACGAAGUGGACGAACUAAGACGCGAUAUUCAAGUCCUCAAACUUGCCCGCGAGAACAAUAUUGAGGUGGAUUUCGUACACGAUACUUGCUUAGUAGAACCUGGAAAAGUGCUGACAAAGGAAAACAAACCGUAUUCGGUUUUUAGUCCAUGGCAGCGCAAUUGGGCAAAUCUCAUUAACAGUAACUUAGAUGAUUAUAUUGCCGCAGCAGAAGAUUGUCAGCCUAAUAGUCCAGCCAUCAAGGAAGUUCAGAUCCUGAACAAGCUGUUCGAUUGCGAGGUCCCCACUUCAAUUCCAGGCUUCGAAUUAUCGGCGGAGGACUCACGAGUCAUGCACGAGCAUUGGAAAGCUGGUGAACAGGCUGCAGAAGAGUUACUGCAUCAGUUUCUCAAUUCACCUUUGAAAAGCGAAUCCAGUAAACAAACUACUCUAACCAAGAAUGGCAAAGCAUCAUCCUCGGUCGAGACGAUUAUCCAACAAUACUCGACACUCAGAAACCGACCGGACUUACCGGGCACCAGCAGACUAUCCGCAUAUCUGGCCGCUGGUGUGAUCUCACCGCGAGCAUGCGUCCGAGCAACAUUCCAAAUCGGUGAGAAGGGGAAAAAACCGGUGAAUGGUAUGCAGGUAGAUCGACGUGAUCUAGGUGUUGGGAUGUGGCAAAGUGAACUAGGCUGGCGAGAUUUCUAUCAACAUGUCUUAGCUGCCUGGCCCAGAGUCUGCAUGGGCAAGGCUUUCAAUCUCAAGUACGAAGAAGUGGUUUGGGAAAACGAUGAAGAGAUUUUCGAGAAAUGGAAGGAAGGGAUGACCGGAUAUCCUUUUAUAGAUGCUUGUAUGAGGCAGCUCAAGCACAUUGGCUACAUGCACAACCGUGGUCGGAUGUGUGUCGCUAUGUUCCUGACUAAAGACUUGAUGAUGGAUUGGCGACGGGGAGAAAAAUGGUUCAUGGAAAAUCUAGUCGAUGGCGAUUUAGGUAGCAAUAAUGGUGGCUGGCAAUGGUCAGCCUCAACGGGUACAGAUGCUCAGCCUUACUUUCGGAUCUUUGCGCCGCUUUCUCAAUCGGAAAAAUCGGAUCCGAAUGGAGACUUUAUCCGACAUUGGGUACCUGAACUAAAAUCACUUACUGGAAAAAGCAUUCAUGCCCCCUUCGAUACUCUAGCAAGUGACAAAUUCAAAAAGCUGAACUAUCCUAAACCGAUCGUCGAUCACUCUGUGGUCAGAAAACGGGCCUUGGCUCGUUACAAAACUCCUGGUAGCUCUGCGAAUUCUUGA